GGCGAAGUAUUACUAGUUUAAGGAACACUGCAAACGUGCACCUCUGUUUGCUAAUUAUAAAUAUGCAGGCAAAUGUGCGAUGUUUCUCCAGAUUUCAUAUUCUAUAAUACACUAAUCCAACAUGACUCAACAAUACGAAACUAAAGAAUUAACUCCCGAACAAAUCAAACUUAUUCUCGAAACUGUUCCUAUUUUGGAACAAGCUGGUGAAACCUUGACCCAAAAGUUCUACCAGAGAAUGAUUGGGGGCUAUGAUGAAGUUAAACCUUUCUUUAAUGAAACUGAUCAAAAGUUAUUACGUCAACCUAAGAUCUUGGCCUUUGCUUUGUUAAACUACGCUAAAAACAUCGAGGACUUGACUCCCUUAGUUGGGUUCGUCAAACAAAUUGUGGCUAAGCAUGUUGGUUUGCAAGUCAAGGCCGAGCACUAUCCUAUUGUGGGUACUUGUUUGAUCGAAACAAUGGUGGAAAUCCUCCCAGCUGAGAUAGCUACCGGUGAGUUUAUUGAAGCUUGGAGUACUGCUUAUGGAAACUUGGCCAAGUUGUUGAUUGACAUGGAAGCUGCUGAAUAUACUAAACAGCCAUGGACCGAGUUUAGAGAAUUUUCAGUCACCAAGAUUGAAGAUGAAUGUGAUGAAGUCAAAUCUGUCUAUUUCCAACCUGUUGAUGGUAAGAUUAGUAUUCCAAAGAGAGGACAAUACGUAUGUAUCAGAUGGAAAUUACCAAAUGCCGAGUUUGAAAAAUCUAGAGAAUACUCUAUUUCGCAAUUCCCUGAAGAAAACGAAUACAGAAUCUCUGUCCGAAAAUUACCUGAUGGUAAAGUCUCCGGUUACAUCCACGAAACUUUGAAAGUGGGUGAUAUCUUGCGAGUUGCUGCUCCUGCUGGUAACUUUGUCUACCAAGAAGGUGAAUCCGAUGUUGUUCUUAUUGCCGGUGGUAUUGGUAUUACUCCAUUAAUCUCUAUUUUGGACAAAGCUUUGGCCGAUGAUCGGAAUGUUAAUUUGCUUUAUGCUAAUAGAACCGUCAAGUCUCGAGCAUUUGGUGACUUCCUCAAGGAAAAGAAGAAGCAAUAUGGAGAUAAAUUAAACGUCAUAGAGUUCUUUGACGGCGAAAAAGUUGAUCAAAAGGACGCAAUUGAUCAACUUGAAAAUAGAAUGCUUGAUGUCAAGGACUUGGAAUUCAUCGAUGGUGAAAAACAUGAUGUUUAUUUGCUUGGUCCAAGACCAUUCAUGAGAGUUAUUAGAGAUUACUUGGGUAAAAAGGAUAUCAAUGUCAACUUGGAAUAUUUCGGUUCUUACGACCCUUAGUUUUGUAUCUGUAUAUAAUGUUUACGAAUGUAAGUUUUAAGUUUAGGUAGGCAGGUCUAAAAUAGCGUUGCCUAUUUGGAUAAUGUGUCGCGCGUGACUAACACGGCUCUGAACUACUAGCCCGAUGGUCUAGCACUAGAGGCGUUCUAGAUGAUAGGGUGCGAUAACUGAAAGGGGGGAGGGCUGUAAUUUUAACAUUUACGAACACAACGGAUAAGUGCACCCGUCCAAGUAGUUAAAGCGUCCACUAAAGUUCAACUAAAUGUAUGAAUAACGGCUUAAAAACAUCUAUUUUUACGAAACUUGGUUUAUUGAUUGCAUAUCGCCAUACAUUUACACCCCUUCUAUUUCCCUUUCGUAAAAGUUUUGUCAUAUAACAGGCAAACCAUACUUCAAAAAACAAUCGAACGAACAUCUGUCAACGCCCCGUUGCAUCUUGAAAAUAUAAACAUCAACAAAGGAUAAGCCACAGUGAGGAGUCAAGAACGACAGGUACGACGUUUAGAUACUAGUGUGCAUUGCCUCCGUGGAAAAAAUUCACUCGCAUACCGGCUAACUAGGACAAUUCCAUGUAAGAUGAUGCAAAACUCUGUUGGCUAUCGCAGGGUGCAAAUUACUUAUUGGUAUUACCUACAGAUACAUGGUCAUACUUAGAUGCAAGUCCCCGUAUUGCUAUGUCUAUUAGGAAAUACACUUUAGCCUUUACAGUUGUGUCAAAAAACGUACUAGGUAACUAGCGGGUUUUCUUGUACCAACACCAAACCCCGAAUGAUAUAUUUUCCGAAAGACUGUAACAAUAGAAAUAAAGUUCUAAUUAUAGAUUGAAACUAAAUAACAAUAAAGUUCAAAGGGCACAAAACUAAUGAAACUUAUGUUGUAGGUAGGGGGGACGAGGUUGUGAGAAGCUUCAUAACUUAGUAUUACAGUAACAUGCAUAUUCAGAAUAGCCGGCCGGGUAAUACUCCUUAUUUGCUCUCGAUAGUGUCAACAAUAGUAGUGAACAAUUCCACGUUGGAACAAUCAAUGUUGCCAUUGAUAUUCAAAUAUAUAGGCACUUGAAAUUUUUUAGUCAAUAAAUUAUUCAAGGAUAUUAUUUGUUCGGUAUUUGAACCAGGAACGAGAUUGGUCGAGUAUGAAUUUAUGGUGUAGACAUAACUUCCCAUGGCUUGGUUGUUUGUUUGAUUGAUGUAUAUCGUGAUAGGUGCUUUGGGAUUUAUUUCAUGGUUGUAUGAUAUUAUGAAUGUAUAAUCAAUCCCGUUAAGGUUAACUUCUUUAACUAUAUGGUUCAUCAGAGUGGUCUAGGCCUUAUCGU
Molecule: messenger RNA, 2618 nt
Organism: Spathaspora passalidarum NRRL Y-27907
Lineage: Eukaryota; Fungi; Ascomycota; Pichiomycetes; Serinales; Debaryomycetaceae
Gene: YHB1
Product: Yhb1p
Exons: 1
Coding region: 122-1306 (394 amino acids)
Biological process (GO): nitric oxide catabolic process; cellular response to nitrosative stress
Cellular component (GO): intracellular anatomical structure
Molecular function (GO): FAD binding; heme binding; oxygen binding
Source: RefSeq, a predicted model, not a curated record